AUGGCCACCAGGAAGUAUCACUUUCUCGUUGUUGGAGUUCCGCUGUCCCCGCUUCACAACUGCGUCUCCAUCGCGCAGGAGCUCUGCCUCAGAGGCCACAACGUCACGGUCAUGAGCUUCGCAGACCGAGGACGGCAGAAGGUGGCAAAAUACUCUCCCAAAUGCAAGCUGAACUACAUCAGCCUGGGUGAGCUGCCUGUCAGCGAUGACAAGGAGGAAGCACUGGUGCGCGAAAUGCUGACCACGAACAGCACGAUGCACCAGGCAGGCCGCAAAUCUGCAAGUGGAUGCGUCUCGAGUGCUUAUGGAUCAGCAGGAGCGCUCCCAACCUUCCGCCACACCAGCUUGUAUGCUCGUGCCCAGUAG
Messenger RNA from Symbiodinium pilosum, 366 nucleotides. NCBI's taxonomy places the organism in Eukaryota, Dinophyceae, Suessiales, Symbiodiniaceae. The record is from the annotation of a GenBank genome assembly.